Ornithodoros turicata is the source of this 1326-nucleotide messenger RNA. RefSeq lists its product as uncharacterized. The record is from RefSeq and is a predicted model, not a curated record. The transcript has 2 exons. The coding region runs from base 1 to 1326 and encodes 441 amino acids. NCBI's taxonomy places the organism in Eukaryota, Metazoa, Arthropoda, Arachnida, Ixodida, Argasidae.
AUGGAGUCCAUCCUUCAAGACCGCUCCCAUUUCAGCGAACUAUCGGGUGACCCAACAGCUGCAUCUGAGAGAAAGAUUGUUGCCGCGCUCAGGAAACUCAGAACUAAGAAACUAAUUACGGACAGUCUGUACUGGAAACUUUUCACCUCCGACGGAGCGACACCGAAGAUAUAUGGCCUACCGAAAGUUCACAAGAACAAUUGUCCUCUGCGCCCCAUUGUGUCCUUCAUAGGUGCACCGUCCUAUAACGUGCCUAAAUUCCUGGCUGAACUGUUGGCACCUUUAAUGUACAAGAACGACCGGUCGGUGAAGAACUCUGCGGAAUUUUGUGAGCUCAUCCGUGACAUCAGCAUAGACGAUGGCGACGUCAUGAUGUCCUUUGAUGUCAUCUCCCUGUUUACAAACGUGCCCAUUGACGUAGCUCUGUCCGUAGUUCGAACGAAGCUGAGAGCUGACGUUGACUUAGAAGACCGCACUGAACUUUCAGUUGAAGACAUUUUAGAACUUUUAAAGUUAUGCCUCGGACAAACCUUCUUCCAAUUCAAGAACAGGUUCUUUAAACAAACCGACGGAUGCCCCAUGGGCAGCCCAAUUUCAACGACCAUUGCUAACUUAGUCAUGGAGUUUGUUGAAGACAAGGCCUUAGAGGACGCAGGACAAUUCAUCACCUUUUACAGACGUUAUGUUGACGACACAUUUGUGAUUAUUAAGAAGAAUUUCACCAACACAUUCUUUGACAAGCUGAACAGCAUUCAUCCUAACAUCCAGUUCACGUGCGAGGAGGAGAAAGAGAAAAAGAUCGCCUUUUUGGAUGUCCUCGUGCAAAGAGACCCGUGCGGAAACUUGAAGACCUCGGUUAACAGAAAACCGUGCGACACAGGUCAGAAGGAAGUGGUCCCCUACACGGAACCAACGGCAGGGACGAACAUGGCAACUAUUGGGCAAGUGGAACAUUUUGACGAGACUAUCUCAGAUAGGAUUUCCUAUGAAGAGCGACACAGUUCAUUCCUGAAAGUGAGCAAGAUAGGAGAUGAUAGGAAAGUGGAUGCGUUUCUCAGCAUCAUAGGCCCGAAAACGUAUACGUUGCUAAAAACGCUGCUCGCACCUGAGAAACCGUCAGACAAAACUCUCGAUGAUUUGAUGAAAGUGCUACGUGAUCACUUGUCCCCGAAACCAUCGGUGAUUGCGGAGAGGGCGAAGUUCCACAAAUAUAUACAAGGGGAGGCUCAGACUAUCUUCCAAUUUGUUGCUGAAUUAAAGCGACUUGCGGAGGAGUGCAAGUUUGGAGCGAAUCUCGAAGAGACUUUGCGAGAUCGGUUUGUGUGA